ACGACAAGUGCUUGGAAAACAAUUUUCAUGCACGAUCAGAAAGCAUCAAGGUUGUCAACCCGAGGGUCGACCUACGGAUUGACCCACUUUGACCCUGACCCGAUGAGAAAAACGGGCCGUACGCAUCCACCGGGUAGACCGCUACAAGGUACCGGGUUGGAGGUCAAAUUGUGUCAUUUUUUUCUUUGUUUUGCGAAAUGCGUCUAUUUUUCGAUUUUUCUUUUCGCCUAACUUAAUCUUUGGAAUCCUAAGUUGAACAUUUGAAUAUUAAUGUUAUAUAAGUGUGUGUGAAUUUUCACUAUAUGUUGAAUCUAAGUAUGACAUGUUAUUUUGGUGUAAUAUUAUAUGUUAUAACUCAUAUGUUAGAUGAGAUAAGUACAAUAUAGUGACGCUUUCCAUAUUUCCGGACUAAAACGGGUGACCCAUUAACUCUUAACCCACUAGCUCAACCGGGUCCGGGUCAACCCGCGGGUUGACAACCUUGGAGCAGAAAAUGACCGUCCGGUCCGUAACGCUCACAGUCAAAAGCCCAACCAAACGUUCGAGCCCAUCCCAAAAAGAGUUGUUUAGCAGGCUUGGAAUUGGCCAGCAACGCCUUUCGAAACUCCCAAGCCCAAACCUGAUUAAUUGAACCUUUCACAUUACUUGGCCCAAAUCAAACGACUUUUAUCCGGCGUGUGAAGGGCCGAGAUUCCUUUUCCGGGAAAUAUAAGAAGCUUGGCUCCAGAGGAAAAAAAAGCACGCGAAAACUUGCACUCCCGCCAGCUCUCAUUCAUAAAAAAAAAAUUCAAAGUUUCGAAAGGCUUCGAAGAGGUUCCGGUUCCAAUCCGCUCUCAAGCAACUUUGAUCGAAAAUGGCUGCUUCGCCUACAGGUUCCGCAUCCGCGAUGGCUCUCGCUCCGUCUUCGGAAACUGAAUUGGAGCUCACCUCCGUCAUCUACGAUAUGUCGCAGCAAGUCCAGAACGCGAUGGCGGAGAUGCUUAAGAUGACAAGUGAAAUGGACCAAACUUCUGCUGGAGUAACGGAGGAGAUUGGGAAAUGCAAAGAGGCGGCUAUGGAGAGGAAGAAAGCUCUGGACGAAGAGAAAGAGAAGUUCCAGAAAGCUGCUUAUUCCCUUCUGGAUAUACUCAACCGCCGACAUUGAUGACGGUAAACAGGAUUGGAUGUUCUUAAAGAAACAUUAAUUCUAGCUUUAAUAUACACAUUCAAAGGUGCCUGUGGCUAUUGCAUUGUUAAAAUCACAAGAGCACAAUUCCUAGAAUCAAAGAAACAAGAAGGGGAUUACACACAAAAAAGUUGCAAUAAUAUGCUCAGAAAUCCUUUGAAAGUAUGUGUCUGAGAGUCCAUAAGGAAGACACCUACGAGUCAUAUCGAAUAACAGUUCAGAAUCUAAAAAGCAAACAAGUUGUCAUUCUCUCUUAGGGCGUCCAGAUCUUCAACCUUUGUGCCAUCCUCCAUGACAAUUUUGUUUCCUCUGUUACCAAACUUCUUUUCUGCAAGGGAAAGGUGUAUACAAGGUUAAAAUCUCGCUUUAUUGUGUCUGCAAUUCCUUAUACUGCUUACGAGAUGCCACUAAACAUGUUGUAUAGCCGAAUGUGAUGUUGUAAACCUGCUAGUCAGUGCCUGUAGUCCUCUCAUUAUAGGUACUUUCAGCAUGAUGGAAUGAAAUUUGUUGUGUUGCAUAUUUCUGUGCUUGUGCAAUGUUUUAACGCUGAUUAGUGAUUACCAUUUGCCAAGGCUAGUAAGGCAUUAUACUGCCUCUGGCUAGGUCAGUCAGGUAGAAAUAGUUUUUGCACAAACAUGCAUCUAUGCUUGUGUUAGAAAAAAAUAAUGCCAUAGCUAUUUACAUGUUACUUCUUUAUUGAUUGAUGGAUUUCAUAAUACAGUGUUACCUCCCAAUCCUAGAAGUUCCUCGACUGUAUCAGGCUGAUAGACUUGGUAGAUAAUGAAGUUUCAUGUGUUCCUGAAAAAUGAACAUUGAUAAGAAAAGUUAACAAAUUCUCUAUUAGCUCAGUUGCUGAAGGCACAGUGGUGAGUCAUCAACAGAGCAAACAUCAAUAUCUUGAUAGUUGAGCAUCCGAAGUUAGCUAAAAUGAGUGGAGGGCAUUGAAAUUCUCUUUUAGUUAUGAUUGAAGAGUGAAAGCAGAAGCUCCUGGUACCAGGUUUUUAGUCAUUGUGCGCAGGGAGGGAAGACGUUAGUCUUUCUCGCAUAAUAGAACGAAAAGGGCAAUUAGUUUCUGAUUGUGCAUUUGUUGUUUCUUGUAUAAUCUCUUGUGGCUGACGUUUCACACCCCUUUAGGCAUUAGUAGUUUCUGAUUCUAAUUGAUCUAUGUAGUUAUUGGUGCAUUAAAACCUUAAAUAAUCAGGACUAGUUUUGUUUUAGGAUAUACUGAACCAUUAUUUUUAGAAUUUAAUAUGCUGAUCAGCAUUUUGUUUUGCUGCUGCAGAAUGCAAGUUCUGGAGGGUGGGGAUCGCAACUUUUCAGAGUCAAAGACUAUUUGGCAGAAUUGUCUGUGUUUUUGGGCCACUUUUGCUCUUAUCAGAUGUAGUCUUUUCAUGGAUUGUUUCUAUUGUUAAUCACGCUCAGUACAAGUGGGUUCUUCUGUAGCUGUUCACCACAAACUUAUGAGUUAGAUGUUCUUUGAGAAUUGAGAAUUUCCUGACAAGAGAAUGGAAGUGUUUUUUCGUGGACGUACCUGUUCUGUACCAUUCUCGUAGCUCGUCACAUCCCAGAUCCUGCAGUUGCAUGUGUGCCAGCAUUUGCUCUUUCAAGCUUUUCAGGAGGCAGAGGUUCUUGUUUGCAUACCUCAAUAUUUCAUUGCUUGUUCAUUCAGAAGACAAGAAGAUGAGGGAAAUGAGAAGAUAAACAUGUAUAUAAGACCUUGCAGCAAUCUUCUUGUGAUCAUCGACGAGAAGAUAAGUGGUCAUGUCAAGAUAAGCCACAAAGAAAGUUGCGGACAAUGUCGACAUCAAAGAAGGCAUCCACUGCCAUAUCGAUGUGGGAGAGCGUCCCAGUUGCUGCUUUCAUGAAAGCUAGCUCAAAGAUGGAUGGCCAUGCAGAGUACACCACCAGGAAAGUUUGCCACAUCCUGCCGUAUGUAUAAAGAAAAGGUAAGAAACUAACAACUUUUCUCAGGUUGAAUCAAAGCAAAAGAUGAGCUGCUGCUGAUCCCUACUAAUCAACAGCUACCUGUAUCUGUGGUCUUAAGGUGUGAUGAGUGAUGACAUAUUUCUUGAGCUGCAAGUAUCCUUCGUCGAUCACCAUUACAAAAGCUGGCAGAAGGUUGCUUGAAACUGUGGCGAUGUUCCUGAUGAUCUGCCCGCUCGACCUCCGGCAAACAGCAGAGCGAGCUUGUUUCUGACAUCAUUUCAGACAGAUGAGGAAGCGGGGAAAUGCCGAAGGUUAGUACUCUUCCCCUGGCUUAUAUUUCUGUUUCAAGUAUUGAGUUUUAUUCUGCUUAAAGUUCCCAAGGAGCUUUUCAAAGCGUCAUUGUUUGAAAUAAUGUUUUAAUGGUCAU
Molecule: messenger RNA, 3518 nt
Organism: Linum trigynum
Lineage: Eukaryota; Viridiplantae; Streptophyta; Magnoliopsida; Malpighiales; Linaceae
Source: the annotation of a GenBank genome assembly